Messenger RNA from Manduca sexta (tobacco hornworm), 4215 nucleotides. RefSeq lists its product as uncharacterized. Gene Ontology annotation, biological process: spermatogenesis. The transcript is spliced from 10 exons. Bases 235 to 3042 code for a protein of 935 amino acids. The record is from RefSeq and is a predicted model, not a curated record. Lineage: Eukaryota; Metazoa; Arthropoda; Insecta; Lepidoptera; Sphingidae.
GACUCAAUUUGUCUCUGGUUUACAGAUGCAAAAUUUUAAUUUGCUCUAAACUCUAGUUUGCUCUAAACAUUAUAAAAACAAUUCGUUUCGAUUUAUAUAGAAAAGUAUUAAAUUAUGUAAAAAAAAAAGGACCCAUUUCUUAUUAUAGUUGUAGCCGUAAUAGGCAGUGGGGCUUGAUUCGUCAGUUAAAUAAAAUUAGUGCUGCGGUGGACAUAACGAUUACCUUUAGAUAAAAUGGAGGAGGAGAUAAGACAGUUGAAGUCAUCAUUACGAUCUCUGGUGGUGUCCAGUCCUUCAGAGGUAAAUGUGCGCUCUUUGUUGCGCGACUACCGUGAAAUGAUGGGAGGGCAUGUGCCAUUGAGGAAGUUUGGUUACAAAGAUCCACUCACAUUUCUCAAGGAGAUGUGCAGUGAUUGCUUUCUGUUCACUGGAACACCCUCUAAUCCAACUCUAACACUAAUAGUACCGGACACACUCAAACACAUUGAUAACUUUGUGCAGAAACAGAAGGCGUCUAGCACAACUAAACAUAAAGCAAAGAGACGCAGUGUACCUCAUUCAAAAAUACAACCACCAAAGACAAAUCUUAUAUUUGAAUCAUUUGUAAAUAAGAAAAAAGUAGAAGAGAUGGACAACUUAACAAAGCCUGAGGAGAAGUCUCUAGACAUUAACACCCCAGCUGCCACACUCACAAACGGAUUGCACUGCGAACAUCAUAAAGUUGAGCAAAAAGUAGAAGAAAAAGAAAGGAAAGUUGAAGACAUUAUAGAAAACAAUACAGUCACAAUGGGCUCCAGUACCGCUUUACACAAUUUCUUGAAAAAGCGAAUACCUUUGUUAGAUAGUUUGGACAGUGACAAAUUUAAUAAAGAAAAUGAGUUUUCAAAAGAUGACAUUGAUUCAGGAAGACAAACAUUGUCAAGUAACAACAGCAGCCUGAAGUGUAGUAAGUUUGAGCAUCUCAAAACAGAGAUUCGGAAAAUAAUUGCUGAACAUCCUGAAGGGGUUUUGUGCACGGACCUCAUAAGACUGUAUAGAGAGCGGUAUAAGAAGGAGUUGGAGUUCAGCCGGUGGGGCUACACAUGCAUCGUGAGCGUGGUGUGCGCGCUGGGCGAGGAGGUGGUGCUGACGCGGCUGGAGGACUCCGGCGACUGGCUCGUCCGCGACGCACGCGCCGCCUCCCCGCCCCCCGCCGCGCCGCGCCUGCACCGCCUGCACCGCCUGCACCGCCUGCACCGACACUACCAGCGCGUCGCCGCUGCGCACGCGCCCGCGCACGACACGCCCGCGCCAGAUGUCGACGAUGCCCUGCCCGGCAUUGAAUACGACCCAGACGUGUUCCCGGAAGACUGUAUGAAGUUCACAGACAGCCUGCCGCCGCCGCCACUGUCGGACAUCCGGCCCGGCGUCAUGCUCGAGGUGAUGGUCGGCGAGGUGUACUCGCCCUCGCACUUCUGGCUCAUGCGGCUCGGCGAAGAGUACCACAUCGCGCUCGACGAAAUGAUGGAUGAGAUGACGGAGUACUACUCGCGCGGCGAGGGGCGCUCGCGCGAGCUGGCGCGCGGCGCGGUGCGCGCGGGGCAGUACUGCGCGUGCCGCUACGAGCACGACUGGCACCGCGCGCUCGUCGUGCGCGAGCUCGACGCAGACUGCGUCAAGGUGCGGCUGGUGGACUACGGCACGGUGGAGCAGGUGUCGUGGCGCUCGCUGCGCGCGCUGCCGCGGCGCUGGGCGGCGCUCCCGCAGCAGGCCGUGCGCGCGCGCCUGGCGCAGCUCGCGCCGCACGCCGCGCACUGGCCGCGCGCCGCCUCGCACCACCUGCUGCGCCGCGUGCACCAGCGCCACCUCGUCGCGCACGUCGUGCAGCUCCACGCGCUCCACAACGUGCUCGACGUCUUCCUCAUCGACACCUCCGGCGACGACGACGUCUGUCUCUCCACCGAGAUGAUCCGCCUCGGCCACGCCGAGCCGACGCGCGACUCUUCACUGCCGACGUCGGAGUGGCACCUGUACCCGCGGUUCGACGCGCUGGAGACCGGCGCCACGCCCAACUUCGCUGAAAUCGAGCAGUACCUGCGCGACGGCAUCGCUCUGCAGUUCGUGGAGGACUAUCGCCGUCACGUGCCCGUGGACUUGCCGCCCUCAGCCUCCUCGCCCGGCUGCUCGAGGUCCUCGUCCUCCUCGCCCACAGAAUCCAGCCCGGCCGGUGGUCCCUCACCGGUUCCCUCGCCGCCUCCAUCGCCGCUGACGAGGAUACCUUUGUUGCGGGCGGAGGCAGGAUCCCAAACGAGUUUGUCUCCCUCGUCCGAGUCGUCGUCGUCGCCCCCUCCGUCCCCCUCCCCCGCGCCGGAGCCGCCGCCGGUCGGCGCCGAGGACGUGCGCCUGUCCCUCGUGGAGUGCGAGAUGUACCGCGAGCUGAGCGCGUCGUCCCCGAUGGCGGCGCACUGGUUCAUGAUGGGAGCCGUGACCCGCGCACUGCACGCGUCCUCGCUUUCACUGGCGCCCUCUGCAGUCUCUGCAGCCCCCCCACUCUCUGUACCCUCUGCACCUUCCGCACCCCCCGCGUCAUCUAACCCUCCCAUCCCGUCUGCGCCUCCCACAGGACAUGAACAGCACAACACUCCUGCGACUCAAGAACUUCCUGUUCCAUCCCAGCCGCAUCCAACGCCAGCUCAUCCCGGCUCGUGUAUCUCGCGACCGCCGUACGGGUCACCUAUCCACAACUCGGUAUAUCCACCUUAUGGCCCACCACAUUUUGGCGCACCACAUUAUCCGUCGCACGCAAUGUUUGGCCCGCCCAUGCCACAUCCACUGCACGGACAACAUAUUACAGAUCCACAUCGACAAUUCAACUCCUUUAAUUUUGUAUCGUACCCGCCGCAGCAGGGGCCACCCCUAUCAUUCCACCCCCCGCCCGUUCACCACGGUCGACCUGUUCCCCACGGACCAUACUUCCCCCCCAGGCGGGGUCCCCGGCCCCUACUAAAUGCCCCUCCUGGCAGUUUGCGCCCGCCGCCUGGUUUCGGGGUCCCUGAAUCGUAGGGCACAUGGCAGGGAAUGGUGCUUGUUCCUAAUUAUUAUAGAAAUCUCAAGCAUGCGUGUUAUGACAAAGCUCCGAUUAGUUCGUAAGGUAUAACAAACAAAUUGUUUUUUCUUUAUAAGCAUAAGUGUCUCUGACGAACCUGAAAGUUUGUUUACAUUAAUAGAUUUAAAUAUUGAUUGUAUCCGAAUCUCACGAAGGCUGUUUUGUGACCUCGGCUAAAUUUCAUUGUUACCAACUAUUUUAAUAUGAUUAAUAUUAAAAUCUUACUUUAACGUAAGUUUCACAUAUGAAUAAUACAAUAAUAUAAGUAAUAAUACAUUUUUGGACCAUUGUAAAGUAGCUUUCUGAAACAGUACUUAGGCAUUUGCAACAGAUGAUAUGACGAAUGGCAGAUGUAUUAUUAUAUUAUACCCGAAUCCUCAAAAUUCAUUGAUGUUUUUGUAUUGAAACAGAGUAGCAUGCUUUGGAAAUCAAAUCAACACCAUUGCAGCUUAACUAAAAAAAGUUAUUCAAUAAGGAUGUUUGGACAAAUAAAAAAAUAUAUAAUUACCGCACAUUUGAUACGCUCUACAGGUACAAAACAAACUACAAAAUCUGUAUUUAAAUACCAAUUGAUUCCUGAUUUGUUUAUGAGUAGAAAAAAAAAACUACUUUAUUGCCCUAAGGCCAGUCGAGAAUAACCACAUUCUAAAUAUUCUGAUGACUAUAUAUAAUAUGCAGAUGUGUGAAACCUGUUAGGUAAUGGAUGGAGUAAUCAUCCCUUACAGUGUGAUGGAAAUAUUUUUUCAGAUGGGCGGCUUUUGUUUCACUGGCCGAAGUGACGUAGUUUAAAUCAAUUGUACAGAAAGUACAUUAAAAAUGCCAAUCGAUUUUUUUACAUAACUGCAUUUAAAUUAGAUUAAUUAGUAUAAUAAGCUUUAAUAGUACGCUUUCUAUGUGAAGUAUUAUAUACCUCAUUAUUGUAAUAAGGGUAGUGGAUAUCUCCGCAUAUUCAAAUAUUGUGAUUCUGAUCUAAUCAAACAAAAUGUUUUCUACCAAGAGAAAAAUUUGCUGUCAUAUAGUAGUAAGUAAGUAAGCAGCUAAUCUGGCACUCGUCCGUUUACAUACACUUUAUGACGCUGUGAUAAUACUUUUUUACAAUAUUAUCUAAAAUUAUAGUUUUAUGAGAAAAC